Molecule: messenger RNA, 956 nt
Organism: Ostrea edulis (European flat oyster)
Lineage: Eukaryota; Metazoa; Mollusca; Bivalvia; Ostreida; Ostreidae
Product: glucose dehydrogenase [FAD, quinone]-like
Exons: 6
Coding region: 125-910 (261 amino acids)
Molecular function (GO): flavin adenine dinucleotide binding; oxidoreductase activity, acting on CH-OH group of donors
Source: RefSeq, a predicted model, not a curated record
UUUUGUUGAAGUGCGAUGUGUACAAAUUAAUGAGUGAACCUUUCUACUGUAGAAACCUGUAUAUGUUGGAUUAACAAACUGUGGACACUGGCAGAGUGGAAACAAGAACGCAUAUUUGGAGAAUAUGGUACUGAAGGCGGCCGUGAUUGUUUUAAUCCUUGCUGUAGCAGUUAUGUAUUUCACAAAGAACAGAAACAACACAGAUGAACAAAUUUUGUUAAAUUCGUCCUAUGAUUACAUUAUACUAGGAGCAGGUUCCGCUGGAUGUGUUCUUGCAAACAGAUUGUCGGAGAAUCCGGAAUCCUCAGUACUUAUCCUAGAAGCCGGUGCUUCCGAACUUGAAAAUGUCAAUAUCAGUAUCCCAUUUGCCGCCGGAAGUGUACAGUUAUCAAAGGAAGACUGGAUGUUUAAAAGCGUACCUCAGAAAAAAGCAUGUUUGGCAAUGCGUGACAAGCGAAGUGCCUGGCCACGAGGAAGAGUUCUUGGAGGAACUAGUAACAUGAACUACAUGCAAUAUAUCCGCGGCAGUCGUCAUGACUACGAUGGUUGGGCAAGAGAGGGGUGUACAGGAUGGAGUUAUAGAGACGUUCUCCCAUAUUUCAUCAAAUCAGAAGAUGUUCAGAUACCGGAACUUCAAAACUCAGAAUACCAUGGAAAAGGCGGUUAUUUGUCGGUCAGUGACGGGACUGCCACACCCCUCAAUAAGAAUGUAUAUGCCCGAGCAAUGGAAGAACUCGGAUACCCCACCACAGAUUGUAAUGGCAAAUCACAAAUAGGUUACUGCUCGUCUCAGGAAACGGUUAAUAAAGGAGAGCGUUACAGCAACGCCAAAGCCUUUCUAAGACCUGUCAUGGGACACAAGAACCUUCACGUCUCCAUCAAUUCUCAUGUUACAAAGGCAUGUACAUAAUUAUUGAUUAUUAAUUAGCUUUAACUACUUUCUUACGUACUUACUU